Molecule: messenger RNA, 3707 nt
Organism: Mycena citricolor
Lineage: Eukaryota; Fungi; Basidiomycota; Agaricomycetes; Agaricales; Mycenaceae
Source: the annotation of a GenBank genome assembly
AUUGAAAUAAACUCCCGCGUCAGGCCGUCAGCGCUUCAUUUGUUCAACGUUCUUCACGCACUUGAUUCUGUCUGUCCCGAAUUGACGCGCUCCCUCUGUGCAGCAUGGAUCCGCCGUUGUCGCCCAUGGUACGACGGCCAUCCCUGCGAGGCCGAUCGCCUGCAGUGCCGAUGGGUCCCCGGUCGCGCAACGUUUCGUCGCGCAAUUCCAUACUCCCUGCCGAGACGAUCAGGUCUCCCACCCCCGGCCAGUCCAUGGCGUAUCCCCCAGGGCCUUUGCCUCAGUACACCGAGCGGCCGACGACUCCGUACUCCACGUUAUCAGGGUCCUCAGACGCCAAGUCCUCGCCGCGCACGUACGCAUCUGAGCCCCCUCCGUCCAUUUCGGAGGCCCCAGAACCACUCCCCGCUGCGACACCGACACCGACACCAGCACCGGCACCAACAACAACACCGCUACCAGCAGAUUCGCCCGCGCCCACCGUCGUGUCCGCACCCAAGAUGGUCCCGCUCGCUCCUCCGGUGCAGAUCAGUUUCGAGUCCGUUCCUGUCAAGUGGAAGGGGCUGCCACUCGAAGCCGCGUUAUGGACAUUCGAUUCGAGGGAGCUGCAGGACAUCGUGUCGCGUGCCAUCCGGGGCUCCUCCCGCGAAUCAUUCAUCCGCGUUCUGUCUGUCGAGAAUCUCGAUCGCGUCCUUCCGUCCGAACUCGAACGCCUGACCGCCUCGAAAUCGACCCUGCAAGCCAAGUACCGAUUCAAUAUGCAGCGGCGGACGAUGCUGCUGCAAGCGCUGCACUCGGCAUCUGGCUGUCAAAACCAAGACAGCGAUGCGGAGCUCAUGGCAAAGCUUACGAGUCAGCUCUCAGAAGUGACGUCGGAGUGCGACCAGCUGUUGGAGCAGCUUCUGCAGAUCGCAGAUCAGAUGGGCCAGAUCACCAGUUUGCAGGACGUCCACUGGGCCAGUGCGCUCGCCAUUGCACUGCGGAAGCUCAACGCUAGUUACGGCCGGCGAACGUCAGAUUUGCUCAAUGCACGUGCAAAGAUUGCGACCCUGGAGGCCGAAUUGAACGAUGCAUGGGGCCAGGCUGAAACGCUCGCAAAGGAGCUUGAUGAGUUUGAGGCAGCUGGUUCUGAUGACGAAGGAGAGGCCGUGAUCGAAGUCGCAGAGGUGAUUUCGUUGAAUCACCGCAAAUCAGCUUCGGCAUCGUCCAGUGUGCGAUUGCUGGGUCAGAAAGAGAUGCUCAGCCUUGACAUCGUUUCGCGCAUGGCCUCCGACGCAGCCACGCCCGCGUCUCCCAUGUCACCCGUGUCCCCCACCAUGUUCAUCACUUCGCCCAUCGAGCGCAUAGAGCAGACGACGGCCUGGACGGAGACGGACGACUGUUCUCCGGCGCAACCCGCUCAAGACAUGUUGCCGACACCCAGUGCCUCAGAACUCGAAGACCUCCUUGACCUGGCUGCCAAGGAAGCGGAGAUGCCCGAGUCGCCUGUCAGUCCCGUUGACACGCCUGUGACCCCGUUCAUGGGUAUCCCGAUGCCGCAAAGCGACGCCGUCAGUGUCCGCAGUGGCAAAAGCUCUCGCACGCAUCGCAGUCAACGGGGGAACGAGACCAGUCGAGUGGACAGUGUUUCCGCAGCGCGGAGACGCAGCGUGCGAACUUCGAUGGGUAGUCUCCGUCUCCCCAAGAGCAGCAAAGGCCCCGAGCCUCCUGUGCCAUUACUGCCGUCUCUCAGUGCCUCGAGCAGUUCAAGUGUCGGUCCCGAUCAUAGGUCGGUCGUCGAGUCUUUUCUGGACUUUGGCCCGGCGUCGGAUUCAGAAGCGGACGAUUCCAAGGCAGCAGGUUCUCAGAAGAAGAAACGAACCAGCAUCGAAGAUCUCUCAGUGGUGACAGACACACCACCCCUGCGUCUGGUGCCGGUCCAGCAGACGCGGGACGACAUCCAGAUCAUGCCGCGAAGAAGUGCCGUCGAAACCGAACUGGUCACACCGCGCCGUUCGCAAUUCUCGCUGGACCACCAGCAUCCUUUUGCCAUCGAAGCACCCUCGAAUCCGUCUAUACCGUCCAUUUGGCUGCUACAAGACACUCCGAAAACGCCAGCCGAACGGGUCGACCAGUUGAUGAUGCGAGAACGGGGCCAUGUCAAGAUGGGAUCCCUCCAACGACUCAAAACUCUGACAAAACGCUACUCUCUGCCUUUCCCCGCUCCGACCCUCAGCCGUUCCAUGCGAUCCAAGAACGCCACCUAGCCGUCCGGGCCCUGCUGCUAAUCUCUCUGCUAUCUAUGUCUGUAUCUUACUGAAUUAUGUAGCAUUGGAAUGUACAUCAUAUAUUGUACGAUAAUAUGACAUCUAUCUAUCAUUCGUGUGCGGCGAGCGCGAGCGCGCCCGCGUUGGUGAUCAACGUGAACUUGGCACCCUCCUCCCCAGCGGUGGUCGCUUUCGCAGCGGGGGGAAGACCAGACGAACCGAGUCGUCCCGCUAUCAGCAGACUCUUCGCGAGCGUAGAGAUCUGGGCGUCAUGUCAGUCAUCAAUGGCAUUCCCUCCCAAGAAAAAGCGCACUGACACCGAUACCCCAGUCGGACGAGAACUUGCCCAGGAGGCCGAUCACCAUUCUGCGAUUGUAUCAUUCGAUGUCGAAGUGCAUUGCAGGGUGGGUGUCCUCACCCGCCAAUAGCCUCCGCCGGUCGUGAUUCCGGGCGGUUGGUCCCGCCGAGAUGCCCAGGACGGAAGACGAUGGUGUCGUCGUAGCCCAAGGCAGCCAGACCCAGCUCGGUCAGCCCCUUGCUGCGCGGAUAGAGGAACGAGGAUUUGGGGUUCGAGCCGAUGGACUGGAGCGAGACAAGUCAACUGGUGAGGUCAUGCGGUGGAAGGACAUUCGAUGCGCACCGAGACAUACACCAGACGCUGGGAUGUGCCCGCCACCUUCGCCGCCUUGGCAGCAUUGACCACAUAUCUGUCGCACGAAAGUGAGCACAGCGUCGAGAGGCCACGAACUCCUCCCUCCCCACGCACUCGCGGUCAAUCUUCUCGAACGCAGCCGAGCUCCCAGCGUUCUUCGCGGUGGUGCCCAUGGUGAUGAACACGACGUCCCACUUGCCCUCGGCCAGCCCCGCCUCGUCGAGCUUCUCGAAAUCAAUCGUCUUCUGCUCGAGCUUCUCCGUCGCGGGCAGGCCGUCGAGCUUGGUCACGCGCCGUCCGUACUCGCCGACUUUCGAGUACGCCGGGCUGGAGAGCAGAUCCUUGAGCAGGUAGCCGCCGACCUGGCCUGUGGCACCUAUGAUGAGUGCGGUUUUCGUGGGGAGAGACAUCGUUGGACUGGUGGGAGAGAGCGCUGACGUCGUUGCCGACUGAUACCGUUCCGUUCUUAUGCGAUCGAAGACGUGCGGAUCUCGGUCAUGGCUCGGGCUGAUGGGCUGGAAACACACGCAGGCGUUGUCACCUGUAACGUUCGCAGCUGUCGCGUUCCAGCGUUCGGACGGUAUUUGGCUUACUACACUCGCAACUUGUAAGGACUGCGACGGAUUUGGUGACACCCGGAUCACCCUCGGAUGAGCAUCCGCGGGGUUUGAUCCGGGUUGGUGUCACGGAUUACGGGUCAUACAGCGGGUAGAGCAUCUGAAUGCAACAGCAUUUUGCGCAAACUUGCACCAUAACUCGCCAUUUGGUACUUAUUCGCAACCAGCACUUUGAUGGGACUCGAUUAUCUU